This is a messenger RNA of Triplophysa rosa, 4434 nucleotides long. Its product is annotated as gastrula zinc finger protein XlCGF49.1-like. Gene Ontology annotation, cellular component: nucleus. The transcript is spliced from 2 exons. NCBI's taxonomy places the organism in Eukaryota, Metazoa, Chordata, Actinopteri, Cypriniformes, Nemacheilidae. The record is from RefSeq and is a predicted model, not a curated record. Gene Ontology annotation, molecular function: RNA polymerase II transcription regulatory region sequence-specific DNA binding; DNA-binding transcription factor activity, RNA polymerase II-specific. Gene Ontology annotation, biological process: regulation of transcription by RNA polymerase II. The coding region runs from base 2358 to 3014 and encodes 218 amino acids.
CACAUGUACUGAGUGGAAAGGGUUUCAAAUAAAGUGCAUAUAAAACCCCCUCAUCCCCCUUCGUUUUUUUUUCACAUUUUAUGUUGCUGCCUUAUGUUAAAGUAAAUCAAGUAACUUUUUCCCCACAUCAAUCUACACUCCAUUCACCAUAAAGAUGAAGCAAAAAAUAUAUAUUUUAAAACUUGUGAAACUAAAAUAAGUACACUGCAUAAGUAUUCAUACCCUUAACUCAGUUCUUGGUUAAAUCACAUUUACAGCCUUAAGUCUUUUUGUGUAUGACUUGACAAUCUGUAAUUGGCUAUUUUUCUGCCAUACUACUCCUCAGAUCCUCUCAAACUCUUUCAGGUUGGAUGGGGACUGUCAGUAGACAGACAUUCUCAGGUUUCUACAGAGAUGUUAAAUUGGGUUCAAGCACUGGCUAGACCACUCAUAGACAGAGUUGUCCUUGAGCCAAUCUUACAUUGUUUUAGCUAUGUGCUUAAGAUCAUUGUCCUGUUGGAGAAGAAACCUCCUGCCCACUCAGAGGUUCUGAAUGUUCUGGACUAAGUUUUCAUUAAGGGUAUCUCUGUAUUUUAUGCCGUUGAGCCUUUCUUCUAUCCUGACAAGUCCCCCCACGCCCACAUCAUGAUGCUGUUUCCACCACACUUUACUGUUGGGAUGAUAUUGUGCAGGUGAUGAGCAGUUUCCUCCAGACAUGAGGCUUGAAACUGAGAUUCAUAAGAGCAGAGAAUCUUGUUUCUGACAGUUUGAACGAUUUUUUAAAGUUUUUCUUUGCGUGUGCACAUUUCAAGUUUUCAUGUGUCUUCACUGAGGAGAGGCUUGGCCACUCUCUCAUAAAGCCCAGAUUGGUGGAGGGAUGAAAGUGAUGUUUGUCCUUCUAUAAGUUUCUCCCAUCUCCAUAUAUGAUUGAUCAUGGAGCUCAACCUGUGUGAUCAUCAGCUUGGUCACUGCUCUAAGCAAGACCCUUCUCCAUUGAUUGCUCAGUUUGGCCAGGAAAAAAAGCUCGAGAUGUGGUUGUUUCGUACUUCUUCUGGUAAUGAUUAAUGGAGGCUACAUCUGUGAACCUUCAAUACAGCAGAUUUUUUUGUAGUCGUCCUCAGAUCUGUGUCUCGAUAAAAUCCUGUCUCAGAGUGGUACUGGUAGUUCUUCUUACCUCGUGGCUUGGUUUUUGCUCUGAUAAGCAUUUUCAGCUGUUAGACCUUCAUACACAUUCAAUUGAAUAUGCCACAAGUACAAGUUAACUACUUGAAGUGUAGUAACAUCAACAAGAAAACUGGAAAAAGUUCAGUGUUUUUUGGACUUUCACUUUGUAACUUGUGACACUUCUUGUUUCUUGUUUUAUUUUGUACUCUUUUGUAGUUCUUUUGGUUUCCCGUGAAUACUUGUCAUGUGUGUCUUGUUAGCCCUCGUUAUUCUUGUGAAUUUGUUUCUUUGUCUGGUGUUGUUUUCAGUCUUAUGAUGAGUCUCCUUAUUUCCUUAUUUGUACUUCUGUGAUUAUAUAUGAUUGAACAUUGCAAAAUUCUGCUACUACAAAUGCAAUUACAUAUAUCAAGAAAAAUAAAGUUUUAAAUAAAGACCAAUUACCAGUAAAAAAGUGACUGCUAGAUUCUGUCUUCUAUUGAUGAAAUAUUUUGAAAUAUACUGUUACUAUCUCCAUUCCUAAAUAUAAUUAACAUUUUUCUUUCAACAUAUAAUACAUCCAUUAAAUCAGAAUCACUGUGUCAGCGUGUUUUUUGUUGUUGUCGUUGCUGUAUGUAAAUAGCAAUAAAGUUUGAAAGAGUUGUCGGAGGCUUGGUGGUGGUGACGUUGAUUUAGAGCCACCUUAAGUGUAGUCUGUUGAUAGCAUUGUGUUAGCGUUUUACUUCUGUCCAUUGUAUUUCGGCUUCAAAAGUAACAAAUGUGGUGUCAGCAAUGUAAAGAUUAUCUUGAUAGACAAAACGUGUAAGUCUCAUAACCCUUUGUUAAACACAGAGCUUAUUUUUUGCGAUUUUCCAAAAGUCUAUGGGAAAAAUGCACAGGCUUUCAAACCAGGGAACACGUGCGCCGCUAACUUCCGGGUUGGCAUACAAAAACACGUCAUCUCUUUGGCUCCCUAUAACACAGCUGCAAGACGGCCGAGCGUCGCUAUAGUUACCAUUACGGUAAUAUCAGGUCAAUGAAAUAGUGUGCGACUCUUAUCACUGUAUUUACGGUAAUAUCAGAACCAACAGAGAAGCCGCGCUAACCGUGCGGAGUUGUUUGACCAGCAAUGUUUGAGGUCUGUUCCACCAUACCCCAAAGAGAUGUUCAGUGAAGCCAUGAAUUAAGUUGAGGGUAAACAUCAGUGUCAGAAACAUCAGAAUCUUGUAUUGCUAGAAAUGUCUUCUAGUAGUUUGCAGAAGAGCAAGAGUUUCUUUCCAAAAAGAAAUCAAACCUCAGAAUCAGGCAAGCUCUUCGUGUGUCCUCAGUGUGGGAAGUGUUUCAAACACAAAGGUCGUCUUGAGAGGCACAUGAGAAUUCACACUGGAGAGCGCCCAUACACAUGUCCUCAGUGUGGAAAGAGUUUCGGACUCAAAUCAACGCUUGACCAGCACAUGAGAAUUCACACAGGAGAGCGCCCAUACACAUGUCCUCAGUGUGAAAAGAGUUUUACACAGAAAAAUCACCUUAAGGUGCACAUGAGAAUUCACACGGAAGAGCGCCCAUACACAUGUUCUCACUGUGGAAAGAGUUUCAAACUCAAAUCAACGCUUGAGGAGCAUAUGAGAGUUCACACAGGAGAGCGUCCAUACAUGUGUUCUCAGUGUGAAAAGAGUUUCACACAAAAAAAUAAUCUUAAGGUGCACAUGAGAAUUCAUACGGAAGAGCGCCCAUACAUAUGUCCUUAUUGUGGAAAGAGUUUCAAACACAAAUCAUCGCUUGACGAGCACAUGAAAAUUCACACUGGAGAGCGCCCAUACGUAUGUCCUCAGUGUGAAAAGAGUUACAUACAGAAAUCAACGUUUGAGUCACAUAUUAGACUUCACAUUGGAUAGUGUCCAUGAACAUGCCUUCAGUGUGGAAGAAGUCAUAAAUGAAAGACAAAAGAGAUGUGUGUCUUAAACGCCACUUUUUUAUGCUAUAAUUCAGAGAUAAUAUUGUACAUAAAAUCUUCUACCGUGUAAACUCAAAUGUAUUAAAGCAAAAAGCCGUUUACAAAUGUGGAAUUUAUAUGUGAAGCCGAGUGACUGAAAUGAAUCAUAAGACCACUGACAUGUAUGAAGUAAACAGGGUCACUUUCGUUUUCAUGUUGAUUUAAAGCAGUAAAACAGUUUAAAUCAAUGUUAUUGUUGUUUUCUUCGAAUCUUUAUAUUAUGUUCACAAUUCUCACCGGCAUGUAAACCUGAAAUCAUCAGUCUAAGAAUUUACUGACAAUAAUAAUCCCAGUUUCACAGCUGUAAAGUGACUGAUAGAUUCUGUCUUCUAUUAAUGACAUACUGUAUUUUGAAAUAUGCUGUAACUAUCUACAUUCCUCAGUAUAAUUAAUAAAAAAAUCUACAUAAACCUGUCAGUGGUGGUUGUCUAAAAUUUUUCUUUCACCAUACAUUUAUUAUUAAAUCAGAAUCACUUCAUUCGUGUAUGAGUAUGUUUUCUUUGUUGCUGUAUGUAAAUAGCAGAUAAAUGAAUGUGUGGUGAAGUUGUUAUAAGGUUUCCACACACUAGGUGUCGCUGCUAGGCAACACAUUUCAUUAACUUCGAAAAGGUAAGUUUGCUUUUUUAUUUAUUCAUUUUCUUUAUAGACGGUUUCAGCGGCAACAAGAUAAACCUCCGCAAUGAAUCAAUAACUGUUGAGUAAUUGUAAUUUAUAGUAUUUGUUUUCCAUAUGGCAGUAAAUGGGGGAUACGAUCUGUUUGGUUACUGACAUUGUCUCUUAGCAUGAAAAAUAAACUUUUAUUUAAUCUAGGAAUAAACAGAAAGCCAGCGAAAAACAGUCACUAAAUUAAGGUAUAAUCUCCCGUUAUAAAGGAUGAUGAAACGGAGCAUGCUGCUCAUUUGCUCUGUGCGAGCGAGCCGCAACAAAACUCUUCUAUGCCAGUGACUCAUCUAAACUUCUUAUUGGUCAUUAAGAUCAUGAGCUGUCUAUGAUUGGGUGUGAUGGUCAGCGCUGCGAGUAAAACACGGAAAAUAAUAUGUGAUGCACCGUGAUCGGACGUGAACGUAAUGCUGUAACGGACACGUUUCGUUCAUCUUCACAUUUCAUUCGCCCCGUCCAUUAAUUGUAUAAAGCGGGACGAGUGAUCUCUCAGCAUGAUAAAUACAAGGUGUGGCGUGUGAACAGGCUGAAAUGCGUGUCCCCAGCUAACAAAUUUAUGUUCUAAAAACGUUUUCCAAACGUUCUGUUUUGGUUGUGGCAACGUGAUUUAAAAUGUUCCAAAAACGUAAAAAAGGAACGUUAUUUUAUGGUUAGCAUAAUGU